GACACGGCUGGAGACGGCGAGGAUCACCAGGAGCUCGUGGACCACCCGGACCAAAAGGGCCCAAAGGAGACAGAAGGUCUCCCGGAUAUCAUGGUCCAGCCGGAAGUCCUAGAUCUAAAGGACCAGAAGGACCGAGAGGGUCCAAAGGGGACAGAGGGUCUCCUGGAUCUCGUGGUCCAGCCGGAAGUCUUGGACUUAAAGGACCACCAGGACCGAGAGGGUACAAAGGAGACAGAGGGUAUCGCGGAUCUUCUGGUGCACCCGGACUUCGUGGACCUCCCGGCCCAAAAGGUAAAACAUUGGAAAAUGUCUAUGCUGGGAGAGUUGACCGCUAACCAAAAGGUUUGGAAUUGGUUUACUUAUUGCUUUGUUCAUAUGAAGAAGUGGCUGACCCGCUUGUCGCUUGGCUCAGCUUUCCGAGACAUGGUCGUGGGGUAAAGAUGUCAGGUCACGUAUGAGCACACCAGGCUCAGUAUAGCCAGUUUCCAAAAUUAAUUAAGUCAAGACUAAACCCAGAGUGGCUAGGUAGGUAGUUUUUACUUGUUCAAACAUUUAUAAUCACUGUGAUAUUGCAAUGGCGAUCGACUGUCCGUUUUGCCACCAGUUUGCAAUUAAUAAUUAUAAAUAAUUGUAUAAAGUGAAACAGCAUUUGGGAAUUCUAGAGUCUAUAAGUGUUGAUACUGCAACAACUCAUUACCUAACAUUGAUCAAUUCAUUUGGUAAAAAAUUGCUCAACUUCUGUUUACUGGCAUGCUUGUUUCCAAUUGGUAAAUCAGUCACUGAAACGUAAAGCCAUUGGUUGAUUCAAAUACACAGAAAGCUGAUUAAUUUUUCAACGAAAAAAUUUAUCAGUUCUAAGUAAUGAAUUGAUACGAUAUUUUAUCAACACUUCCUUUGCAACGACAGUAAACUAACAAAGCGCAAUAACAAUUUGAAUUGCAGCCUGCGUGUUGGGCCUUCGUUGAAAGGGUAAAGAAAAAUCGAGAACGGGGGCCAAAAGCCGGGUUUUUCUGCAGUAGCAAAGCUAGCCAUAGCAACAGGCCAUAGUUCACUGCAAAUUUUUAAUGAUUCGCAUUAUUUAAAUAUUUAUAAUUAGUAUUUUUGCACAAGUGAACAUAACAAAUCCUACAAGGUGAUUGGUCAAAUUUGACUUAUUAAUCUGCUAUAUUCACCUACAGGUGAAUAUAACAAAAUCGAAAUUUUCAAAAAGGCGGCUAGCCGUUUUGUUGAAGUUAGCGAUAAAGAAAUAAGCAAAAUUAAAAUGAAUUCUGACCAGAAAAACACAAGCCCUCAGGCUCGGUGAUUAUCGGGGAAUAUUCACUUCGACUUCGUCUCGGCGAAUAUUCCCCGAUAAUCACCGAGCCUUUGGCGAAUAAUUGUUAAAUGUAUUGACUUUAACCUGUUUAGAUGCUAAUUUAUUAGCAUAACAUGGCUAGUUGUUAUGGCUAGCUUUGCCUCUGCUUUUCUUCUCCAACUAGAGCCUGCCACACAGACCAUGUGAGUAUUAAGUCGUCAUCCACGAUGUUCACUGCUGUUUUGCUAAAAGAAAUUUCGAGUGAUAUUUAUGAUAGUCUUUGAAAUUUUUUAUUAGAUGUAAAUCUUGUUAAUUAUGCUUGAUUCUCACAAGUGUUUUAUCACUUUACUUGCAGGCGAGCCAGGAGUUUCGUCAGAAUCGGAAUGUGAAGUUGUUACUGGUAACGGGACAGUGACCUGUCCCGCCAAUAAAUGUGCAUUCGGUUGCGUAGCAACAUGUGGCUGUCUUGAUUCUACAGAUGUGCAUACCUGUAUUUCUGAGUGCGAAAACGACAACGUUAAGGCAUUAUGCUGCUAG
Molecule: messenger RNA, 1831 nt
Organism: Paramuricea clavata
Lineage: Eukaryota; Metazoa; Cnidaria; Anthozoa; Malacalcyonacea; Plexauridae
Source: the annotation of a GenBank genome assembly